Talpa occidentalis (Iberian mole) is the source of this 3371-nucleotide messenger RNA. RefSeq names its product CTP synthase 2 (gene CTPS2). Lineage: Eukaryota; Metazoa; Chordata; Mammalia; Eulipotyphla; Talpidae. Gene Ontology annotation, molecular function: identical protein binding; CTP synthase activity. The transcript has 19 exons. The coding region runs from base 484 to 2244 and encodes 586 amino acids. The record is from RefSeq and is a predicted model, not a curated record. Gene Ontology annotation, cellular component: cytoplasm; cytoophidium. Gene Ontology annotation, biological process: pyrimidine nucleobase biosynthetic process; CTP biosynthetic process.
AGGGCCUCGCCCAGCUGCGGGGGCGCCGGGAACGUGGCGUUCGCGAGGUGCCUGUGCUCAGCGAGCCGCGGAGGGGAGGAGCAGUCCCGGCUGAGCGCGGCCUGGGGCCAAGUGCGUCCAGGGCGGAGGGUGACGCGAGGCUGUUUGUGCCGGAGGAAUCACUUUUUAAGCGCUGCUUUGGGAGCGUCGCGCAAACCCGGUGCAAACCCCGGAGCUCACAGAGUGAGUCAGCGGGGCCGGAGCAGGGGCAGAGCGAAAGGUGGGCGAGGAGGCGCAUCGCACCCCGAGGCCCGCGUGGGAGGCGAGGAGCACUCGGUGGCGACUCGGGGUACCCCUAGCGGCUGCCCCCUCCUCAACCCGACAGGUGAGCAGCGGGCUGGACUCGAGGCGGAGUCCGCCGUCCCCACGGGCCACUCUCCGGGUGCCACUAGCAGCAGCACGCAGGUUACAUCUGGGUGUUGGCACCCAGCUGCUCCUCUGCCAAUGAAGUACAUCCUGGUCACUGGCGGGGUCAUCUCGGGCAUUGGAAAAGGGAUCAUCGCGAGCAGCAUCGGGACAAUUCUGAAAUCCAGUGGACUCCGAGUGACUGCUAUCAAAAUUGACCCCUAUAUUAACAUUGACGCAGGCACUUUUUCACCCUAUGAGCAUGGUGAAGUGUUUGUCUUAAACGAUGGUGGAGAAGUUGAUUUAGACCUUGGAAAUUAUGAAAGAUUCUUGGAUAUUAAUCUUUAUAAGGACAACAACAUCACCACUGGAAAGAUCUAUCAGCAUGUGAUCAAUAAAGAGAGGCGUGGUGACUUCCUGGGGAAAACAGUACAAGUUGUCCCUCACAUUACUGAUGCUGUCCAGGACUGGGUUAUGAAUCAAGCCAUGGUGCCUGUGGAUGGUCAUAAGGAAGAGCCCCAAAUAUGCGUUAUAGAGCUGGGUGGCACCAUCGGAGACAUUGAAGGAAUGCCAUUUGUCGAAGCCUUCAGGCAGUUCCAGUUCAAGGCAAAAAGAGAGAAUUUCUGUAAUAUCCAUGUUAGCCUUGUUCCUCAGCCCAGUGCCACCGGAGAGCAAAAAACCAAACCUACACAGAACAGUGUCCGAGCGCUGAGGGGGUUAGGCCUGUCUCCAGAUCUGAUUGUCUGCCGAAGUUCGAAGCCCGUCGAAAUGGCUGUGAAGGAAAAGAUUUCCAUGUUUUGUCAUGUCAACCCUGAACAGGUGAUAUGUAUCCAUGACGUUUCAUCCACAUACCGAGUGCCUGUGCUUUUGGAGGAACAAGGCAUUGUUAAAUAUUUCAAAGAGAGACUGGAUCUGCCCAUUGGUGAUUCUGCAAGUAAUUUGCUUUUCAAAUGGAGAAAUAUGGCUGACAGGUACGAGAGGUUACAGAAAACCUGCUCCAUAGCCCUGGUUGGCAAAUACACCAAGCUCAGGGACUGCUACGCCUCGGUGUUCAAAGCCCUAGAACACUCAGCCUUGGCCAUCAACCACAAGUUGAAACUGAUGUACAUAGACUCCAUUGAUCUGGAGCAGACCACCAAAUCUGAGGACCCUGUGAGAUUCCAUGAAGCUUGGCAGAAGCUCUGCAAGGCUGACGGUGUUCUUGUGCCAGGAGGCUUCGGAAUCAGAGGAACGUUGGGAAAACUGCAGGCGAUUUCUUGGGCAAGGUCGAAGAAGAUUCCUUUUCUGGGAGUUUGCCUUGGGAUGCAACUAGCAGUGAUCGAGUUUGCAAGGAACUGCCUUGACUUGAAAGAUGCCGAUUCCACGGAAUUUGAGCCAAAUGCCCGUGUUCCUGUGGUGAUUGAUAUGCCCGAACACCACCCCGGCAACUUGGGAGGAACAAUGAGGCUGGGAAUGAGAAGAACCGUUUUCAAGACUGAGAAUUCAAUAUUAAGAAAACUUUACGGUGAUGUUCCUUUUAUAGAAGAAAGACACAGACAUCGGUAUGAGGUGAACCCUAAGCUGAUCAACCAAUUUGAGAAGAAAGAUUUAAAUUUUGUAGGUCAGGAUGUCGAUGGGGAGAGGAUGGAAAUCAUUGAACUGGCAAAUCACCCUUAUUUUGUUGGCGUCCAAUUCCAUCCUGAGUUUUCUUCUAGGCCGAUGAAGCCUUCCCCGCCAUACCUGGGCCUACUGCUUGCGGCAACUGGGAAUCUGAAUGCCUACCUACAACAGGGGUGCAAACUGUCUUCCAGUGAUAGAUACAGCGAUGCCAGCGAUGACAGCUUCUCAGAGCCAAGGCUAGAGGAGUUGGAAAUAAGCUGAAACUAACGCGUGACUCGGGGUACCGGGGACGGCCCAAGUGGCCUCUGAAGUAACUGAAGCCAAGGUGAAGGAACCAUCUGAAGGAAUCGUCCAGUUUUCUCGAAUCACUCUGUUCUCCACUCAACCUGGGAUGUCGAGCAUCUGAGGGAACCUGCUAGACCCCACUUCCACGAACCAGGACCAGAGGGGUCCUGUCCCUCCCCCUGCACAGGUGGCCUUUGCUUCCCACAACAUUCCGUAGCUGAUUAAACUUUUCCCAAUAACCUCGCUGAGGAGAAAGUGUGUUGGUGUUUUGCCCGGCGUGUGAUGACUGAGUCCUCGAAGUGCUGCAAGGGAAGGGUCGUGGGGCAGCUGCUAUUACUAAUUUUGAGCCAGAAAUGAGUUAUUCUGUUAGCUGGAGUCAAGCACAGAUUUGUGUAUGGCCCCAGCUUAUUUCAGUUUCUCACCCAGUUUAUUUCUGGUUAAAAGUAAAACUAAAGAGUUGAUCCAAGUGAAAGAUGACAAGUCAGGCCCUUACUUCAGGCACUGAACUCGGGGAACAUUAAUACACCACAGGAAUCCAGAAGAGAUAGAUCUAUAUUAAGGUGAAAUUCAGCUAACACAGAAUUAAUCCCUUUCAAAGGAAUAAUUCAAUGGUAUUAGGUAUAUUUACAAUGUUAUGCAACUGCCACCUUCAUCUACUUCCGAAGCUAUUCCAUCACUUGAAAAUAAAUUCCCCAACCCAUGGGCACUCACUCUCUAUUUCUCCCUCCUCCCUCCCAGCCCCUGGUACCCACUAAUCUCCUUUCAUUUUGAUGGAUUUAUCUAUUCUGGACAUUUAAUAUAAGAAGAAUCAUACAACGUGUGACGUUUCUAUGUUUGAGUCAUUGCACUCAGCAUCAUGUUUUCAACAUGCGUGCAUGCCAUAGCAUCUAUGAGUACUUCAUUCCUUUUGUACGACUGAAUAAUAUUCCACUAAAUGGCUAUAAGAUGAUUUGUUUCUCCAUCUGCUGAUGGACAUUUGAGUGGUUUCCACAUUUGUCUGUUAGAGUAAUGCUGCUGUGAACAUUCAUGUGUAAAUAUUUUUUGAGUACCUGUUUUUAAUUCUUUGAAGUAUAUACCUAGGCGUGGAAUUCCUGGGUUAUCUG